Molecule: messenger RNA, 671 nt
Organism: Acaulospora morrowiae
Lineage: Eukaryota; Fungi; Glomeromycota; Glomeromycetes; Diversisporales; Acaulosporaceae
Source: the annotation of a GenBank genome assembly
AUGGUAUGAGUUAUGAAGAGGCAGCCGGAUUAUCCGUUACUUGCCCUACUAGCUACGCUGCAUUGGUAACUCGGGCAAAUUUAAAAAAAGAUGAAUGGUGUCUUGUUCAUGCUGCAGCAGGUGGCGUUGGUAUAGCUGCCGUUCAGAUUGCCAAGGCCAUUGGUGCAAAGGUUAUUGCAGCUUGUGGAUCAGAAAAAAAGUUGACCAUUGCUAAAAGAUUUGGAGCUGAUUAUGGUAUCAAUUACAACGACAAAGAUUGGCAGAAACAGGUGUUGAAAAUUACCGCUGGGCAUGGUGUUGAUGUUGUAUAUGAUCCUGUUGGGUUAAUCAGAGCAUCUAUUAAGUGUAUAGCUUGGAAUGGCCGUCUGGUCGUAAUUGGAUUUGUGAGCGGAGAAAUUGAAAAGAUUCCAACUAACCUUAUUUUGUUGAAGAAUAUUUCGAUCUGGGGAUUAUUUUGGGGUGCAUAUGCCAAGUAUGAACCAGAACGAAUCCCGGAAGUGUGGGGUGAACUAUUUAAGUUAUUAUCAACGAAGAAAGUAAGACCAGUAAUAUAUGAGAAAAUUUACCACGGAUUAGAUAGAGUUAAAGAUGGAUUGAAUGCUAUUUCCGGAAGAGAAACUUAUGGUAAGGUUAUUAUUUCCCUUAAUGGUGGAAGGGAAAGUAAAAUUUGA